AUGCUGGAGAACGGCUCCCUGAGGAACUGCUGUGACCCGGGCGGGCGAGGCCGCCUCGGCUUGGCUGAACGGGAGGCAGCGGCUGCGGGCGCCCCGCGGCCCGCCUGGGUGGUGCCGGUGCUGUCCAGCGUGCUGAUCUUCACCACGGUGGUGGACAUCCUGGGCAACCUCCUGGUCAUCCUCUCUGUCUUCAGGAACCGCAAGCUUCGGAACUCAGGUAACGCAUUUGUGGUGAGCCUAGCUUUGGCUGAUCUGGUGGUGGCCUUGUAUCCAUACCCACUGGUGCUCUUAGCCAUUUUCCACAAUGGAUGGACACUGGGUGAAACACACUGUAAAGCCAGUGGCUUUGUGAUGGGACUAAGUGUAAUUGGCUCAAUUUUCAACAUCACAGCAAUUGCAAUAAACAGAUAUUGCUACAUAUGUCACAGUUUUGCCUAUGACAAAGUGUACAGCUGUUGGAAUACAAUGUUGUACGUCUCCUUAGUCUGGAUAUUAACUGUAAUUGCAACGGUGCCAAAUUUUUUUGUUGGCUCUUUGAAGUAUGAUCCACGCAUCUAUUCCUGCACGUUUGUCCAAACUGCAAGCUCCUACUAUACGAUAGCUGUUGUGGUCAUUCACUUCAUCGUCCCUAUCACCAUUGUCAGCUUCUGCUACCUUCGAAUUUGGGUUUUAGUGCUUCAAGUUCGAAGACGAGUCAAGUCAGAAACAAAGCCAAGAUUGAAGCCAAGUGACUUCAGAAACUUUCUUACCAUGUUUGUUGUUUUUGUGAUUUUUGCCUUUUGCUGGGCACCUCUAAACUUCAUUGGACUGGCUGUAGCCAUUGAUCCUACGGAAAUGGCACCAAAAGUUCCUGAGUGGCUAUUCAUUAUAAGUUACUUAAUGGCCUAUUUCAACAGCUGCCUUAAUGCAAUAAUAUAUGGUCUUCUUAAUCAGAAUUUUCGGAAUGAAUACAAGCGAAUUUUAAUGUCACUGUGGAUGCCGAGGCUUUUCUUCCAGGACACAUCCAAAGGAGGAACUGAUGGCCAGAAGAGCAAGCCUUCUCCAGCUUUAAACAACAAUAACCAAAUGAAAACUGAAACAUUGUAAAUGUGUAAUAGUCAAUGCAAGAGUUUGUCAUGGAGAAAACCAAGAUCAUAGUUGUAAUGUCUGGUCAUUCCUGCUUAAUUCUGGGGAGUUUCCACUUGGAUCACACUUUAUGACUGGAAUACUGUCUUCAUAGUAAAGCACAUUGCUCUGGAUUAGUGAUUUAUACAAGAUAUUAAUUGAAAACUUGUUUCAGAAUUAAAGCAGCAGGUGGGUGCAAGCUGUUUUAGUUCUGAGAGCUGAAUCCUGCUUCCAGACAAAUGAAUGAGGUAUUUUUUUACUUCAGCAGGAGUUUUGCAUUCUUUAUACAAGAUCAGGAUUCAUUUCUUUGAAGAUGUAGUGAGUCUAUGUGUUCAGCAGCUCAUCAAAGCUCUGGAGUGGUAUUUUCCUCCCUUCUGUGCAUGAACAGAGGGUGAGACAGACACUCUGUUAUUCACAUAUAAGCCAAACAUUGCAUUUCUGUGACAGUAAUGAUGUCUUUGAAUCCAAUUUGUAAACUGGAGAGAAGAAUAUUUGUGUAAAAGCAAAUAUUAACAUUAGAGACUUUCCUCCCAGCUUCUUCAUACCUACAUACAUUGAGAAUGGGAAUACGCUGUGUCUACUCGCUUCAUCUUUCGUGGUUAAUUUUAUGGUAGAUAAUGUAAUUUUUGAUUUCUCACAGAUUUACCUUACACAAUAUUAUUCCUUUAGAAAAUAUUGAAUUUUCAUUGAACUUCUUUUAUUUACCAAAAUAUCUAUAUAAAAUGUCAUUUGAUGCACUUUAGCACACCUUACACAGUUGUGACAGACUGGAAAUUAUAGCAUUUGACCUGUGAUCAUCUGGACUGGCAACUGUACACUAGACAGGAUAUCCUAGAUCAUCUCAAAUGAUGCUAGACCAAAAGAAGAAGCCCUUUUGACUAUAAUGGUAGCUGAUAUACUUGACUCACAUGUCUACAUCUAAUCUCGAACAAAACCCACUGCUGGUGUUUAACCUACUUCAACCUUCAAGGUUCCCUGUAGUGGAGACAUGUUUCCUUCCAUCUCUGAUGAUAAAUACACAUCCAAGGAUAAGAUUAAUUGUUUUUUGGAGAUGCUGGUCUCCUUUCACUGACUUUAAAAGCAGCUUUGAUGAAUAGUUCACACACCUAAUUUUGGAUAGCUAGAGAGGGAUUUAUCUUGCUUAAUUUGGGAUGAACCCAGUGUAGAUGUUUGCACACAAUCCAUUUUCUAAAUAUUCACAGUAGUUCUUAGAGUCCUAGAAAAUUAUUCCUUUAAUUUUGAAACAGAUAUCUUUAUUGAUCAGGGGAGCUCUCAGCUGAACUCAGUAACUGUACCUACACUGACUCUAAAAAAGAGCUCACAUGCUCUUUUUUAAGAGCAAGGACAGGUCAUCUUAAUUCCAUAAAUAGUUUACCUACACUUAAUAUUUGCAGUUCAUAAAAUAAAAGAUUAUUUUCUGCUUUAUUUUUAAACUCAGCUCAAAUUCCAACUGGAUUUCUGCUUUUCCAGGUAACAAAUUGUAACAGUGGCUGUGAAAUCAGAUAACAAUUUGGGAUAUACUCCAGAGCAUCAUAGUAAUUUACACAAUGUGGUUGUACUCUCUCUAAAUCAGAUUGGGAUCUGUGCACAAGCACACCAUCAAUGAGCUUACGUUAUCAUUAGGCUUGAAAUGCACAUUACUCUUUGCAUUUCUUAGCAAUGCUGUUUAGGGUAGUGGAGCUAGAUUUCUGGUAAAUCCAUGUCAGGUAUUGAAAUGGGACAAUGAGGAAUUCAGGUUGCUAUUACAUUCCAGUUUGGGUUUCCUGACCUGGCUAUUAUGAAAAAUAUUUCUGCCCUAAUAUUAAUUUGUACAGCAAAUACACUCCUUCUGAAGCCAUAAAGAUGUAUUAAACAUCACCCUUAUAUUGCUAGAGUGAUAGAAAAAUAUCAAAGAA
Serinus canaria (Common canary) is the source of this 2999-nucleotide messenger RNA. It is a transcript of the gene MTNR1B, whose product is annotated as melatonin receptor 1B. The transcript is spliced from 2 exons. Lineage: Eukaryota; Metazoa; Chordata; Aves; Passeriformes; Fringillidae. The record is from RefSeq and is a predicted model, not a curated record. The coding region runs from base 1 to 1086 and encodes 361 amino acids. Gene Ontology annotation, biological process: G protein-coupled receptor signaling pathway. Gene Ontology annotation, molecular function: melatonin receptor activity. Gene Ontology annotation, cellular component: membrane.